AUGAUCCGCGCCUUCCUCGUCGUCGCUCUCGCCACUGUCGCCGUCCUCUCCGCUCCAAUCCCGGAGAUCCCGGAGAAGUUCGACGACAUUCCAUCCGAGUACAAGGGACUCAUCCCAGCCGAGAUCGCCGACCAACUGAAGGACAUCACCACCGAGGAGAGAGCUGCCCUUAAGGAGCUCGCCCUCAACCACAAGAACUACAAGACCGAGGAACAAUUCAAGGCCGCCCUGAAGGAGAAGUCGCCAUCCCUUUACGAGAAGGCUGAAAAGCUCGAGGAGGUGCUCCGCGCCAAGUUCGAGAAGAUCGACGUUUCCGCCCAGGCCCUCGUCAAGAAGAUCAUCGCCGAAGGACGUCAGCUCCACCAGCAAUACCUCGCCGGAGAGAAGCCGUCUCUUGAUACCCUCAAGGAGCUCGCCAAGGGAUACAUUGCCGAGUACAAGGGACUUUCCGAGGCCGCCAAGGACACCAUCACCGCCCAGUUCCCAAUCCUCACCGGAUUCUUCCAGAGUGAGUACCGCCUUCACAGCUCUUUCAAUCUUAUAACCACCUAAUCACGCGUUUACUUUCCAGACGAGAAGGUUCAAGCCAUCGUCGGACAAUACGUCAACUAA
Molecule: messenger RNA, 612 nt
Organism: Caenorhabditis sp. 36 PRJEB53466
Lineage: Eukaryota; Metazoa; Nematoda; Chromadorea; Rhabditida; Rhabditidae
Source: the annotation of a GenBank genome assembly